AUGCCAAUCUGUAUAGAAUGCCGGUACCCCGUCAAAACCCUCUACACAGAAUACUCGGGGGCUGAUGAUCGCUCUUCUGGUCAUGGAGUACGCCUCACGGUAUGCAAGAACUGCGGUCGUUUCUGCGAUAAAUACGUAGAGCACGACUUUGUGGUACUGUUUAUUGAUCUGGUAUUGAUCAAGCCGCAAGUGUACCGGCAUCUAUUGCAUAAUACGUUGAUGAGAGAGCAUGAUCAGUUCGAUCCCUCAAUAAUACGCCUCGGAAUUCUGCUCCUCCUCUUUGAUGUCUAUCUCACCUGGGCGCGAAUUGAAAAGCAGACAUCCAACAACCCCCCCGCAGACGAAAACAACAGCAAUUUCCUGCGUCUGGCGCAACAACCCAUAGUCUUCCAAUAUGUCUUUUUCCUCAUCCUCUGCGCCCUAUCCACCCUCUCGUUCCACCUCUCCAUCCGCUUCCUGACCUCCUCCCCGCUAUCCCCCCUUGUCCUCUCGAACCUCAUCCCCCGCUACCCACGCCCGAACUCCGUCAGCACCGCACUGCUCGUCUCUUCAUCUACAAAACUAUUCCCGAUCCUCAUGGUGAUAUGGGAAUAUGACGUGCCAGCUGCGGCACGAUCACUGGGCUGGGCGGUGGUUGCGAAUAAUGUUGAAGCGCUGAAGAUUCUACUGGAUUGCGGGUAUGGAACUGCGGCGAUCUUGGCUACGGUUGGGGCUAUAUCGAGAUGGAUGGUAGGACGAGGGAUUCUUUGGGUUGCGGGGCUAGAUGGGGUUGAUACUGUAGGGGAUUCCGGGGUUGCUUCUGAUGGCAAGGCGCUGUGGGCUGUGGUUGAAUUGGGGAGGGAAUGGGGAGGGAGACUAGGAUUGGGAUAG
Molecule: messenger RNA, 870 nt
Organism: Lachnellula hyalina
Lineage: Eukaryota; Fungi; Ascomycota; Leotiomycetes; Helotiales; Lachnaceae
Gene: arv1
Product: Protein arv1
Exons: 4
Coding region: 1-870 (289 amino acids)
Biological process (GO): regulation of plasma membrane sterol distribution; sphingolipid metabolic process; sterol metabolic process
Cellular component (GO): Golgi apparatus; cortical endoplasmic reticulum
Source: RefSeq, a predicted model, not a curated record